Molecule: messenger RNA, 5907 nt
Organism: Panthera uncia (snow leopard)
Lineage: Eukaryota; Metazoa; Chordata; Mammalia; Carnivora; Felidae
Gene: SMYD1
Product: SET and MYND domain containing 1
Exons: 10
Coding region: 160-1632 (490 amino acids)
Cellular component (GO): nucleus
Molecular function (GO): histone H3K4 methyltransferase activity; protein binding
Source: RefSeq, a predicted model, not a curated record
GGGGGAGGUGAGGGCCCCAUUGCUGAGAGGGGGUAGGGAAGGGGAGGUGCUUGUCCAUUUAUAGGCUUGCUCUUUGGGAUGCUGAAGGUGCUGAAAUAGCAAUGACAGGGGACUUGGCUCCGUGUUAAAUAUCUGCCGAGCUGCCUGAAAGACUCUGAAAUGACAAUAGGGAGAAUGGAGAACGUGGAGGUCUUCACUUCUGAGGGUAAAGGCAGGGGUCUGAAGGCCACUAAGGAGUUCUGGGCUGCGGAUGUCAUCUUCGCUGAGCGGGCUUAUUCCGCAGUGGUUUUUGACAGCCUUGUUAACUUUGUGUGCCAUACCUGCUUCAAGAGGCAGGAGAAGCUUCAUCGCUGUGGACAGUGCAAGUUCGCCCACUAUUGUGACCGCACCUGCCAGAAGGAUGCUUGGCUGAACCACAAGAACGAGUGUUCGGCCAUCAAGAGAUAUGGGAAGGUGCCCAAUGAGAACAUCAGGCUGGCAGCCCGCAUCAUGUGGCGGGUGGAGAGAGAGGGCACUGGGCUCACAGAGGGCUGCCUGGUGGCUGUGGAUGACCUGCAGAACCACGUGGAGCACUUCGGGGAGGAGGAGCAAAAGGAGCUGCGGGUGGACGUGGACACUUUCUUACAGUACUGGCCGCCCCAGAGCCAGCAGUUCAGCAUGCAGUACAUCUCACACAUCUUUGGCGUGAUUAGCUGCAAUGGCUUCACACUCAGUGACCAGAGAGGCCUGCAGGCAGUGGGUGUGGGCAUCUUCCCCAACCUGGGCUUGGUGAACCAUGACUGUUGGCCCAACUGCACCGUUAUAUUUAACAAUGGCAAUCAUGAGGCAGUGAAAUCCAUGUUUCACACCCAGAUGAGAAUUGAGCUCCGGGCCCUGGGCAAGAUCUCAGAAGGAGAGGAGCUGACCGUAUCCUAUAUCGACUUCCUUAACGUCAGUGAGGAGCGCAAGAGGCAGCUGAAGAAGCAGUACUACUUUGACUGCACGUGUGAGCACUGCCAAAAAAAGCUGAAGGAUGACCUCUUUCUGGGGGUGAAAGAUGACCCGAAGCCCUCUCAGGAAGCGGUAAAGGAAAUGAUACAGUUGUCCAAGGAUACACUGGAAAAAAUUGACAAGGCUCGCUCUGAGGGUUUGUACCAUGAGGUUGUGAAAUUGUGCCGGGAGUGCCUGCAGAAGCAGGAGCCGGUGUUUGCCGACACCAACCUCUACACGCUGCGGAUGCUGAGCACUGUUUCGGAGGUCCUCUCCUACCUCCAGGCCUUUGAGGAGGCCUCGCACUACGCCAGGAGGAUGGUGGAUGGCUAUAUGAAGCUCUACCACCCCAACAAUGCCCAGCUGGGCAUGGCCGUGAUGCGGGCAGGGCUGACCAACUGGCAUGCUGGGAACAUUGAGGUGGGGCACGGGAUGAUCUGCAAAGCCUAUGCCAUUCUCCUGGUGACACAUGGACCCUCCCACCCAAUCACCAAGGACUUAGAGGCCAUGCGGAUGCAGACGGAGAUGGAGCUGCGCAUGUUCCGCCAGAACGAGUUCAUGUACCACAAGAUGCGUGAGGCCGCCCUGAACAACCAGCCCAUGCAGGUCAUGGCAGAGCCCAGCAAUGAGCCAGCCCCGGCUCUGUUCCAUAAGAAGCAAUGAGGACCGGUCUGGUGGGGGAGGGGCACUGUGGCUGGGGACCCGGGGAGACGUUCUGGAGGUGGUAGGUUUCUGGGAAGACCCUUGAUGAGGAAGUCGGGGUCAUGUUCACGCUUGUUGCUGUGGGAGUAUACUGCUCUAUGUUCCUAAGUUCAUUUUGGUCCAUUUAAACUCAGUUCGAUUCAGUUGAACUCUACCCCAGCCCAGCCUAGCCUAGCCCAAUUUAUCCUGUAAAUAUUUAUUGGGUGGUAGACCCAAGGGAUAAAGAGGCUUCAAAUGUAGCUGGGCAGCCAAAAUGUAAACAAUUAAAGCACAGUAUAAUAAUAAAUGCAAUCGUAAACUAUAUGGGGGGGGGUGCAGUGGAGGGCAUGUGGCUGUUGUGCGUGUGUGUGUGUGUGUGUGUGCAUGCGUGUGUGCGUGUGUGUGCGCACACGCAUUUGGAGGAGUGUCAUGGAGGAGAUGAUAUUUGAGCUAAGAGGGUGGCAGGUGCAAAGAGUCUCAGGUGACUGCUGACACACCUGUGCAGGUAUCUCAGGGACUGCUGGUCUUACUCAUGGUCUGGAAUACUCAGGUUUUGUCCGACUAGGAUGGAUGAUGUCUAGUUUCCUCAGAUUAGUGUGGGAUUAUAAAGAAGGGGUGAUGUUUGGGCCAUUUGAGUUCUACUCAGAGAACCAAAACCUCUUAGUAAAUAUGAGAAUGAGAUGAAUGUGCAGAAAUAGGUGGGGCUUUGCCCAAACCACUCAAGGCCUCAGUUUAAAGUCUGGAUUCCAAGUAUUAUUCUGAAACUAUUUCUAAAACACACAGAGGGAGUGUCUCCCCCCACCCAUCCUCACUGUCAAGCCUUGAUUCCCUGUGAUGUGGGUGCUACUUGAACAAUAUCUGAGAUUUUAUUGGCCACUGGUCAACCAGGACUGAAGUCUUAGCAGGGUGAAGCUGAAGGAGAAACUUGGAAGUACACAUACCUGAUGGUCAUGGGUUCAGCAGAAUUGGUUUGGGGAGGUUUUAUUUGGUUACAUGUGCCUGGAUAGUCUUUACUGGCUUAGGCGUCAUCAUAGGUCCCGAGCAAAUUUCUAUUCCUGGUAAGGAAUAAUUAUGAUUUCUCUGCUUAAUUUCUCUCACUGCCCAUCCCCUGAGGCCUCUGCAAGUCUCACCAGGGGGAAAGUCUAAUCCGGACUCUGCAUGCCUAGGUUAGGAUCUCCCUGGGGACGUGACUGACUUGUCAUCAUUUCCUGGUGGGAGGUUGCUAUGGUUUCCACCCAAGAGUUAGGGUCUUGGGAUCAGCCAAAUCUAGUUGUCCCAUUACCUUCUGGGGUCCUAAACUUCUCACCAAGGUUUUGGGGGAAUCCUGGAGCAAAGCUAUCCAUUUGGGGAGUGUCACCAACUCUUCUAUACCACCUGGGGCCACCCUUGACCCCAGAGCUCUAACCAUCUGGAAGCGGUGCCACCAGGCCCCAUAUUUGUCAUCUCUGCCUAAAGUGUUGGUUCCUCCAUUCCUACUUUUUCAUCCUCAAAACCACCCACUGCCUCCCUCUUAGCCUUUCCAGUGGCUCUGCAAAUAUGCCAAAAAACUGUCCAAAAGCUCUGUGAAUGUGCUACGUCUUUGCACAAUAUUCAUGUCUGGCAUUUGGCUCUUCUUCAAGGAUACCCCCUUCUCUAGAAGCUUUCACAGGAAGAUUGGCCAUUCUUCCAAGCCUUCAUACCAACAGACCUACAGAUGGCACCAGCAUUCUUCCAGGGGCCCAACUGCACAUUGAAAUAAUCGCUUUUCUGCCUCCUAUAAAACCUGCCCCCCACCCACUACCCUUCUCUGUCACUGUCGUCUGCCAUUCUGCCGGUCAUGCUCCCAUGUUCAUGGUCUUAUUUUCCACCCCCUCUGCCUCAAAUUUGGUGUCUUCAAUGUCCUCUCACAAAAAUCAUCUAAUCCUCUUGCUUCACAGAUUCUUUAUUUACUCAAUUACAGAUAUCUUUCCAGUUUUUCCAUUAGCACCCUCUCCUGACCAUAGUUUCUCCAUUUUUAUUUUAUUUUAUUUUUAAGUAAACUCUAUAUGCAGUGUGGGGCUUGAACUCACAACUCUGAGCUCAAGAGUCACAUCCUCUACUGACUGAGCCAGCCAGGCGCCUCAAUUUCUCCAUUUUUGAUGUUUAAUUUUCUGGUCAUUGCUUCCUACCUUUUCGCCUCUCUUUUUUCUCCACCCCAGAUUACUAUAUGACAUGUAUACUGGAGUGUUUCACCCUGCUACUUUCUUUGCUUCCUUCCAAAUAAGCUUCUGCCCGUUGUCCCUUUCUGCCUGGCAGAGUCUCAACCCUGGAUUAAUUUGGCUGUCUUGUUUUCUGUCUGCUGCUCCUGGAGAUGCUAAGAACAGUCAGGGAGAACAGUGGCUCUCUGAAAACAUGCACUUCUACAGACUCCUUGCCAACCUCAGCUGGCCUUUGGGCGCAGCCCAGAAGUCUUUCAUGUGCUCUUCAUUGGCUGUCUCUCCCUUUUGCCCAGUAGCUAUUUGAGGCCUUCGCUCCUGUCCUCGAGUCCUCUGCUUUCAGCAGAACCUCAUCUCCUGCUUCAUGGAGAAACAGAGGCCAGAAGAUGGGACUCCCUCAAUCCUCUUCCCACAUUCAUGCACGUCUUGUCUGUGCUUGACCUUCUUUUCCUCCUUCCCACAUUCGUGGAACGGGAGCCCCUCUCCUCCCACAAAGCUAACUCUCCACCUGUGCUGUGGACUUCUUCUCCUCUGAUGUCCUCAGGGCCUUGCUUCACCUUUCAUUCCCUCACCACCAUGGGUCCUUGACAUUCCUCUGUCCACUGCCUUCUUCAAUGCCGUCAACAAACGUGCUGAGGGCUCUUUGAUCAUAAUCUUCACAGCCGAGUAUUUUUUUUAAUGUUUAUUUAUUUUGAGAGAGAGCGCGCAAGCAAGGGAGGGGCAGAGACAGAGGGAGAGAGAGAGAAUCCCAAGCAGGUUCCAUGCUCAGUGCAGACAGAGCCCAACAUGGGGCUCAAUCUCACGAUCAUAUCAUGACCUGAGCAGAAAUCAAGAGUCAGACACUUAACUCAGGAGCCCACUGAGUACUUUUUUUUAAAGGAUUUAUCUCUCAGGGCACAUGUGUGUCUCAGUCAGUUAAGUGUCCUACCCUUGAUUUUGACUCAGGUCAUGAUCUCAUGGUUUGUGAGAUCGAGCCCCGCAUCAGGCUCUAUGCUGACAGCGUGGAGCCUGCUUGGGAUUCUCUCUCUUCCUCUCUCUCUGCCCCUGCUCCCACUUGCAUGCUCUCUCUCUCUCAAAAUAAAUAAGUAACCAUUAAAAAAAAUAAAAGACUUGUCUCUCAUAGUUCUUCUCUGCCUUUCUUGACUUCUCAUUUGUUCCUGAACCCACUGCAGGCUGGCUUCCUGAACUCCACUGAAAUGGCUCAUACCAAGCUGGACUCUGGGGGGGCGGGUACCUUAGUCUGUAUAUUAUUUGGUCUCUCUACACCAGUUGACAUUCCCAGCCCUUGAUAUCUGGAUACCACUUCUUGUGAUGAUCCUCUGGUGUGGUUUCUCUUCUUCCCUGACCCCAUUGCUCUACCUGCCCCGGAAGCAUUGACGUAUUUCCUGGGAUUGGGUUUGUUCCUUCUGGUCAUUCUUGGUCCGUGCUCAACUUGCUUUGCGCACUCCCUGCAUGAGCCCAGCCAGGCCUUUUGUUUAAUCACCACCUUGAGGCUGAGAGUGUUAAAUCUGUAUUCCCAGACCUUGCUCUUGAGCUCCAGCCCCACAUACCCCCUCGAAUGUUGUCCAGGCACACCACCCUCGGCACAUCCAAAACGAAACUCUUUCUCUUUCCUUUCUCCCCUCCCCCACAUCUGCCCCUCAGACUGACUUCUGCUCUAGCUACUUGCUUCCACUGCAUCCUAGACUCCAGUCAAACCCACUCACUCCUGGGUCCCUGAGUGACCCAUGUUCUCCUGGGCCUCUCUUUGAAUUUUGAAACAUUCUAUCUAAAAUAUCUGAAACCUGCCAACUCCUAUUCAUCUUUCAACAUCCGGUUAGGAAAUCACCCCUUCUGUGAAGCCUUCCCUGAGUGCCUUGGAUUCUGCUGGCUGCCUAUCUCAGUCUCUCACAUCACCCUCGAAUCCCCCACCAUCGCACUGUCCUCAUGACUAAUAAUUGCCUUUUUCCUUGUCUGCCUCCUCCAUCAGAUUGUGAGCUCCUGGAGGGCAGGAGCUGUGUCCCUUUCUUUGUCUUUCAAUCCCCAGAACCUGGCACAGGCCCUGGGACUAGGUGCUCAGUUAAUAUGUGUUGAAUGAAUGAAU